Messenger RNA from Echinops telfairi (small Madagascar hedgehog), 1828 nucleotides. It is a transcript of the gene LENG9, whose product is annotated as leukocyte receptor cluster member 9. Gene Ontology annotation, molecular function: metal ion binding. The record is from RefSeq and is a predicted model, not a curated record. The transcript has a single exon. Bases 1 to 1449 code for a protein of 482 amino acids. NCBI's taxonomy places the organism in Eukaryota, Metazoa, Chordata, Mammalia, Afrosoricida, Tenrecidae.
AUGGCGGCGUCCGGCGAGCCGGAGCCGGAGCCGUCCCCGGAGAAGCCGGCAGCGGCACUGGCCUGCCGCUUCUUCCUAGAGGGCCGCUGCCGCUUCGGUUCGCGCUGCCGCCAGCCGCACCCGGGGGCGCCGGCGCCCGAGCAGCCCUGUGACGCGAGCCCAGCUCAGGCCCAGGCCGGACCGGGGGACAAGAAGCCGCCGCUGCGCACGGCCGCCGCCGUCAUCCAGCGCAUCCGCUGGGACCCGCGCCUCGACCCGGCCGACUUCUCCGUGGGCUACGCCGACCGCUUCCUGGGCGUGCGGGAAGAGCCCUUCAGCGCCUUCUGCUGGGACGCGCCCCUCGCCGCGCUCGGCCCGGGCGUCCUGGCCAUCCCGCAGCACCGCGUGCGCUACUUCCGCUUCCGCGGCCGCCUGGUCUGGGACCGCGCCUCGCGCACGGACCACGUCUUCGGUUCGGGGCUGGCCGACGGCCGCGGGCCUACUAUCCUGGAGGCGCUGGACCGGGAGGCACCCGGCCCGGGAGACCCCGACGAGGGCGCGCUAGACUUUGAAGGCCCUUAUGGGAAUGCCCCUGUCGGGGAAAUGCUCGACCAGAGCGAACCCGGAGCGCUGGAUGCUGACAGGCUGGAGACUAGGUGCGGAGCGUCUGGAGAGCAAGAGAUGACAGAUCUGGGCGCCGCCGGCAGGCCGGACACGCCAUGUAGCGCGGCGGAGGCCCUAGCGGUUCCGCAAUCCGACACAACCGGGCAGCGAGGCACCUGGGAGAUGGGAGGGGAACCGACCCUAACGGAGGCCGCCAGGGCCACGGCUCAGACAGACAACGAGGCUGGAGUCCCAGCAGGCCUGGAGGUGGGGUGGGGGCCCAGGGCCUGGAGCACAGCAGGCCCUCGACAGCCCAGACCCACGCACUUCGUGGCCCUACUGGUAACCGAGCCUGGGCUGCUGGCCCAAGUGGCACAGGCCCAGGCACUCCUGGAAGAGGCGGCACCGGCCUGUGCGUCGUUCCUGGUGCCCGCACAGGCCCUGCACCUAACGCUGGCCCUGCUGCGCCUGACUGGCCUUGGAGAGGAGGCAGCCGCUGCCCAGGCUCUGAGCAAGGCCCUCUCCCACCCGGAGCUACGCACACCCCCAGAACUGAGGUUCAGGGACCUGGUCCUUCUGGGCCCCCACGUGCUCUGUGCACCCCCGUUCCCAACACUGGAGAACACAGCUGAGAUGCUGUGCCAGAGACUAGAGGCCGAUGGACUGGGAGUGAUACGGCCACCAGGUGGGCUGCGCCCCCACCUCACCUUGGCUAAGGUGCCCCAAGGCUCCCCGGCCAGCCUCCCGGCGCUGAGCUUCAGCCUGCAGCCGGAGCGGGCCAGCCAGACCGUGGACAGACUCUGGCUCUGCCGGAUGGGCAGGGCGGGUGAGGCCUACAGGGCCCUUACAGAGAUCCCCCUGAGGUGACUACCCACCCCACCCCAAGGCAGCCAGGGCAGGGCGUCAGGGCUAAGCCAGGCGAGCUGACAGCUGGCAGAACGACUGUUGGUGCACGCGCGCUCUCUCCUUUUAAUGUGGUGUCUCUCAAGCUUCCACAGGGCGCUCAGUGCUCCGAGGAAGGAACGAAGGAAGGAAGGAAGGGGAAGGGAAGAGGGGGAGGGGAGGCAGAAGAGGAGGAACAUCUGGAAAAGCAGCCUGACAGUCCAGCUGUUUGAACUCCUUGCACAUCAUCCAGUUACAUGGCAGAGGAGGAGGAGGAAAGAAAAGGGGGAGAAAAAGAACUUAAAUAAACACACAGAAAAAGAAACGAGAAGGAAGAUGGCUGAGUGAGCUGGUGAUCCAUGGA